AUGGGUAUGACAAUUGAUCAUCCACCCAAAACAGAGGAAUUAUAUAGAUUAAAACACUCAUUUGAUGAAACCAAUCCAAUAACAUCAAUACGAAUAUCUCCAGAUAAUCAAUACGUAGCACUUGCUACAUUAAAUAAGAUCAAAGUUUAUGACUUUAACACCUACAAACUAAUAACAGAAUUAACUGGACAUUCCAAGGGAAUAUCAGAUAUUAAAUUUUCACCUAUAAACUCAAAUAUAAUAGCAUCAUGUUCAGAUGAUUUGACUAUACGAAUUUGGCUGUUUCAAACAAGAAAUUCAUCAUCUUCAACCUCUCAAUGUUUAAAAAUUUUUAGAAAACACACUUAUCAUAUAACAACCAUACAAUUUAAUAACAAAGGAAAUUUACUAAUUAGUGGAUCAGCUGAUGAAACAAUUACGAUUUGGGAUAUAAUAUCAGGGAAGAUUUUGACAACUUUGGCUGCACAUUCAGAUCCUAUAUCAAGUCUAGUUUUAACUCCAGAUAAUUCGAUUAUAAUCAGUGCAUCCUAUGAUGGAUUAAUAAGAUUAUUUGAUUUAGAAAGUUUCCAAUGUUUGAAAACACUUACUACGUCUACAUCUCACGGAACAGCAACUAGUUCAUUAUCUACUAAAGAUUUACAAAAUUUUCCCGUAGCUAAUGUUAGCAUAUCACCUAAUGGGAAGUACAUUUUGAGUACUAAUUUAGAUGGAAAAAUCAGGUUGUGGAAUUAUAUGGAUAACAAGGUUGUUAAAACUUUUGUUGGAGUUGAUGGUAAACCAAUUUGUGAGAAAUAUAAUUGUGAACUGAGGUUUAUCAUAAGUAAUGACGGUAAGAAUUUGAUUGUUAGUGGUAGUGAUAAAGAUGGAAUUAUAUGCUGGGAUAUUAAGCUGAAAUCCAUAGUUUGGAAUUAUCAAGAUAAUGAUGCUAUAUUGAGUAUUGAUUCAAUCAAUAACGGUCAAUAUUUAGUAUCAGGUGGAUUAAAUGGAGUAGUCAACAUAUUCGAAUUAAAUUAA
This is a messenger RNA of Lodderomyces pseudojiufengensis, 1014 nucleotides long. It is a transcript of the gene SWD3, whose product is annotated as Swd3p. The record is from RefSeq and is a predicted model, not a curated record. Gene Ontology annotation, molecular function: protein binding. The coding region runs from base 1 to 1014 and encodes 337 amino acids. NCBI's taxonomy places the organism in Eukaryota, Fungi, Ascomycota, Pichiomycetes, Serinales, Debaryomycetaceae. The transcript has a single exon.